Molecule: messenger RNA, 2460 nt
Organism: Dictyostelium purpureum
Lineage: Eukaryota; Evosea; Eumycetozoa; Dictyosteliales; Dictyosteliaceae
Exons: 3
Coding region: 151-2460 (769 amino acids)
Cellular component (GO): cytoplasm
Molecular function (GO): protein binding; GTPase activator activity
Source: RefSeq, a predicted model, not a curated record
AAAUAUUAAAAAAAGCGAUAAUAAAAUAAUAUUAGUAUCCUGUAAUAAAAAAUAAAUAAAAAGAAAAUCACACCUUAACAAAAAAUAUAUCACACAUCUUACUAUACCAUAUAAAUAUAUAAAUAAAACACCAUAAAAUAAAAUAAAAUAAUGGGUUCAACAUCUCCAUCACCAGUUAAACUAUUUUUAAAUAGUUUUGAAGGAAGUAUAGAUUUAGCAGAAUCCAUAGAAGACUCACCACAAUUUAGAAAGCAAAUCAAAGAUACAGAAACAAGCAUUGAAGAGCUAACAAGCAAUAUUAAAAAGAUAUUAAAGAGUUCAAAACAAAGCUGCGAAUUAGGUAACGAAUAUAACUCAACAUUCAAAUCAUUUGUCGAUGAUCUUUUAAUUUAUAAAGGAGAAGCCUCAGUAAAAGAUGAAUUGUUAGAAAAAAGUAUGAUUAAAUUUUCAAAUUCAUUAAAGGAAAUUUGUAAUUUUAGAGAACUUUUACAUGAAGAGAUGAAUCAUUUAAUUUCAGAACCAUUACAAAAUUUUGCUGAAACAGAUUUAAAACAUGUUAAAGAACAGUAUAAGCGUUAUGAUAAAUACAGUCAACAACACGAAAUUUCAGCAAGUAAACUAGGGCAAAUAAAGAAAAAAAACUCUGUUAAAAUUGAAGAAUUAUCACAAGAAGCAAACGAAUCUUUAAAACUACGUGUCCAAUAUGGUUUAGAUUUAGUUGAAUCUAUGAAUCAAGUUCAAGCAAGAAGAAGAUUUGAAUUUUUAGAAUAUUUUUCAGUUUACCUUCAGGCACAAUCCACAUUCUUUCACCAAGGCUAUGAAUUAUUUAGGGAUUUAGAGCCACAUAUUAGAGUAUUUUCAAACUAUUUACAAGCCACAAGAAAAAACUUUGAAGAACAAAAAAGAAAACAAACAAUGCAAAAAGCCGAUUUAAUUGAAAAAACAUUUUUAAGCUCAUCACCAACAUCAGUUAGUAGUAGCCCAGUCAAUGGAGGUAUCAUAUUUACACCUAAUAGAACAUCUGAUACAAUGUCAAAAAGAGGAUAUUUAUUUAAACGAUCAGAAUAUAACUCCUAUACCAGAAAAUUCUUUUCAUUGGAAAAUGGUAAACUUUCAUACUAUAGAAGUGCCAACGAUACUGCACCAUCACAUACAUAUGAUUUAUUUUUAACUACAGUAAGAAUACGUGAAGAUUUAGAUAGAAGGUAUUGCUUCGAACUUUUAUCACCAGAUAGAUCAAUUAUUUUAGCUGCUGAAAAUUUAGAAAGUAUGCAAGAGUGGAUACAGGUUUUACAAAAUGCGACUGCAAAUUUAUUAAAUAAUUGUUCAAAAGACAACUCACCAAAUUGUAAUAAUAGUUUUUCAAAUAUAAUAAAUAAUAAUAAUAAUAAUAGCAAUAGUAAUAUUAAUAGCAAUAUAAGCAAUAAUAUAAAUAUAAAUAAUAAUAAUAAUAACAAUAGAAAUCGAAGUGGUACACCAUUAACUGGCGGUAAUUAUCCUCAAAAUUUAAAUUCAUCAUGGGGCUCAAAUGCCAGUUCAAAUGUAAAUUCAAUAAAUAACAGUGGAAGUAAUAUAGGUUUAAAUUGUAGUGGUAAUUCAAUCAAUAGUAAUAAUAGUAGUAUAAUUGAUGAAACCCCAUUAUCACUACUAAGAAGAAUUAAUGCAUCCAAUAGUUUUUGUGCAGAUUGUAAUGCAAAGGAUCCAGAUUGGGCCUCUAUUAAUUUUGGUAGUAUAGUUUGUAUAGAUUGCUCAGGAAUUCACAGAGGUUUAGGUGUCCAUAUUUCAAAAGUCCGUUCAUUAGUAUUAGAUAAAUGGGAACCAGAACUUUUAGGUAUGAUGAGAUGUAUAGGAAAUGAAAAAGUAAAUAAAAUAUUUGAAGAAAAAGUACCAAACGACCGUAAGAAACCCACACCAAACGAUUCAUUUGAAGUAAGAGCACGUUGGAUAAGAGAUAAAUACGAUAAAAGAAUUUUUGUAAACUAUUACGAAAGACCAAUAGAAGAGAUCAACUCAAUUCUUUAUCAUAUAUCAGGAGAAUCAAAUACAGGUUACAUUUUAGAACUAUUAGCAAAAGGAGCUGAUCCAAACUACAAAGACUCACACCAUCACAAUAGAACACCCCUUCACAAUGCAGUAUUCCAUAAUCAACCUCAAAAUGUUUGUUUAUUAAUCCAAAAUGGUGCCUUCACCGAUAUUCAAGAUGACCAUGGUGACACACCCCUUCAUGUCUCUGCCGAUAGUGGUUCCUCAAAUUGCUGUAUAUUAAUACUAAUGAAAUGUGUAAAAUUAUUAUCAAUUACAAACAAAUCUUCCCAAACCCCUUUGGAUUUAGCUGUUGACAAAGGUCAUGUUGGUUGUGUCGCUAUAUUACGUUUAGCUCAAUUACAAAAAGAUGAAGGAAAACAAAAUUUCGAUGAAGCAUUUGCAGAAGUUUUAAGAGGUUUCUCAAAAGAAAAAUAA